CUUCUCUUCACUCUUCGGUGCAACCCCAAGGCCACUGAUUGCCGCUUACCGAGUCUGCUACUUGAACUAUCCUAUCGCCCGACGACAAUAUAAAUCCACCAUACAAGGCUGCGUGCUCCCAUCGCUCGAGCACCGUCUUGCCCUUCACACAGCGUCUCGUUACCUACGACCAAGUCAAUUACAAACGUUAACGGUAUCCCUGAGAGAAAACCCACGGAUCGUCACCGAACCCCUCCUCCGACCUUUCGGCGCCAACCCCGUACGCGACGCCAUUCCGAGUGACCCCUUUCCCUCGAACCACCGCAUCGUGGGACCACCUUGUGAACGACAUCAGCAUUUGCUAAAUAGUACCGAGUUAUCCGAAAAUGGGCAAAUCGCAGAGCAAGCUCGAGCGUGAUAAGCUGGAGGAGUUGGAAAAGGCCACCCACUUUGACAAGAAGGAGUUGCAGCAAUGGUAUAAGGGCUUCCUCAAAGAUUGCCCCUCCGGCAUGCUCACCAAGGCCGAGUUCCAGAAGAUCUACGCACAGUUCUUCCCCUUCGGCGACCCAUCGUCAUUCGCCGACUACGUAUUUAACGUAUUCGACACGGACAAGUCUGGCACCAUCGACUUCAAGGAGUUUAUCUGCGCCUUGAGCGUCACGAGCCGCGGCAAGAUGGAGGACAAGCUCGACUGGGCCUUCCAACUGUACGACAUUGACGGCGAUGGCAAGAUCACCUACGACGAGAUGCUCAAGAUCGUUGAGGCGAUCUACAAGAUGGUCGGCUCAAUGGUCAAGCUCCCCGAAGACGAAGAUACUCCCGAGAAGCGCGUCAGCAAGAUCUUCCGCAUGAUGGACAAGGACGAAAACGGCAGCCUCGACAUGAAGGAAUUCAAGGAGGGCAGCCAGCGCGACGAGACAAUCGUAUCCGCCCUCUCCUUGUACGAUGGCCUCGUCUAACCAAGUUUCUUUUCAUCAAUUAUCAUUCGAGUUAUUUCGUUUAGCCACAGGGGGGGACGGCGCGCAACGGUCUGGCGAAGCAAAUUUUACCAAGAGGAGGAGCAUGAUUUGAUGUGUGUUGCAACGCCAACAGGCAAAGCUUCAUCUCCCCGAAACAAGGCAGAGCUGGAGUUAUAAAGGGUGGAAAAGAAAGAGAAAUCAGUUGUUCAUUUGGAAGCAAGAUAUCCCAGGAAAAGCGUGAUGGACAAGGGGGGAUGGUUGCGAGAAAGAAGGGAAGAGAGAGGGUGCAGCCAUCUCGGCUCGGCCCAGCUCGAUAAGUGUGCGCGCAUACAUCGAUCGGACAAGAUAACAAGAAAGCACAGCCGGCCACAUGCUGUUGGGGCGUCUCAUCUAUGGUUCUGUGGUCGGAAAUGAGCCUCGCCGCUAGGUACCACCCAUUCGACCCAGUUCUUAGUCUAGAUGUCGACCGGGAUGUGGUGGUCUUUGGGGCUGUGCUGUUCUUGGCUUAGGUCUUGAAAGAGGAGAUUCCAGACCUGGUGAUCACACGGAUUGGACGGAAGGGAGAGGGGAAGGACAUGAGAGCACACAAAGGGAAGUCAGAGUGAGAGGGGAUAGAGACGGAAUAAGGAGGAAGAAGAGAAGGAAGUCGUGAUGAACGGCGUUACCUGGCUGGUAUGGAACGAACGAACACACUACUUCGGUUUGGUCAAUUACAACAAUGGACGACCUUGACUUAGAAGUUACCUCUUAUGCGUCGUGUGUGUGGAUACUUUUAGGCUUGGUAUUUUUUUCUUUGAGAGUUUAGCAAUGUUUUUCAACGUUUCAUCCG
Molecule: messenger RNA, 1767 nt
Organism: Neurospora tetrasperma FGSC 2508
Lineage: Eukaryota; Fungi; Ascomycota; Sordariomycetes; Sordariales; Sordariaceae
Exons: 4
Coding region: 366-938 (190 amino acids)
Cellular component (GO): intracellular membrane-bounded organelle; cytosol; membrane
Molecular function (GO): calcium ion binding
Source: RefSeq, a predicted model, not a curated record